Molecule: messenger RNA, 3536 nt
Organism: Nymphaea colorata (pocket water lily)
Lineage: Eukaryota; Viridiplantae; Streptophyta; Magnoliopsida; Nymphaeales; Nymphaeaceae
Product: putative leucine-rich repeat receptor-like protein kinase At2g19210
Exons: 13
Coding region: 730-3372 (880 amino acids)
Biological process (GO): protein phosphorylation
Molecular function (GO): ATP binding; protein kinase activity; protein binding
Source: RefSeq, a predicted model, not a curated record
UUCUCAUUUUCAGUUUUUCUUUAGAGUACGCCCGUUGGUCUGGGUUUUAUGUACACGAGUUACAAAUAAAUAUCAUGUUCGUUACAGCUUGUUACAAGGAAAAGGGUUACCUUCACUUCAGCUUUUACGGCUAAGAGGCCGAUUUGCAAUUUCUAUUUGGAAGGCUUGCUCGACCUAGCUACAACAGUUGUUGCUCUUGACUUCCUCAAAGGAAGAAAAAGAAGGAAAACAAUGGAAAUUAGACUUGAGCCAAUAACAGUAGUGGGAAAUCGCGUGUUGCCUUGCCGAGCGAAACUCGGGUGGAGAGUGGUUGGGAAAGAUGGUGAGCAAAAAAGAAGUUCAGCGGAGGCAUGAAAAUAAUAUACUAUAAGCCCCCCCUGACGUUCUUCGACAAGUUCAACGGAGCUGCCAAAGGCUGAGGCCUGUGACCGACAGGCGGCAGCGGUUCAUCAGGAACAGUAAUUUGGUGAAGGAAGGAGACAAGUGGCAAGACAAGGCCUGCUGGAGAAAUUAACGGGGAAGACGUGGCGUUUUCAAGUCUUGGUAGCAAGAGAUCUGCCAUCCCCGGAGAGGUGUUGAACAUCUUUGGAGCAGUAUAUAGAGAGCUUGAGUGUUGCACGGCAGUAGAUGGGCGGAGACUGCCGGAGGGAGGGAGGGUCCCGUAGCCUGAACAACAACUAGGUCCAGUAGAGCUGCGGACAAUGGACUAGAUCGUCGUGGCAUAGGCGAAUGCCAAUCAAACACGUUUCAGGGUUUCUCAACAUCGACUGUGGACUAACAGGGACUCCAAACUACACCAAUCCGGCGGACAACCUCAACCAGACACCUGACGAUGGGUAUGUAGAAAGUGGAGUUAACAUGCCGAUAGAUCCCACGUAUAGUUCCUUGAAGGACACCGAGCACAGAGUAUACACGACGGUGAGAUACUUCCCAAACUACACAAGAAACUGCUACCAGCUGCUGACGACAUUGGGCCCCCAGUAUAAGUAUCUCCUUCGGGCUUCUUUCAUGUACGGCAACUACGACCGCAAGAACAGCCCACCAAGCUUCGAUAUCUAUCUGGGUGUGGAUUUGUGGGAUACUGUGAAGCUGGACAAUAACACUCAUCACUAUCGGUCUGAACUGAUUGCCGAAGCAACGUCUACUUUCUUCCAUGUUUGCCUUGUUAAUACAGGAAACGGAACGCCUUUCAUUUCCGGUUUGAAGCUCCGGCCACUUACUCCAAACAUGUAUGCACCGGCCAGUAGCACCCAAGCACUGAUGACAUACAUGAGGGUCGACGUCGGAGCAACCUCUUCCACGGCCACGCGGUGGCCGUAUGACGUCUUUGAUCGUAGAUGGGAUCCAGAUUACGGUAAGUAUGGAACGCCAAAGAAGACUAGUCUCAAUGUGACAGAGAACAGCCAGCCAUCCUUUGGAUUGCCCAUGCCUGUGAUGCAGACAGCGGCGUACUCCAAGGAGAUAGUUAUCACCUGGCCCGGCGGGGUCGACCAUAGCUACUACCUUUUCUUGGAUUUCGCCGACGUGCUGCUACCCUCCCACGCCAAUUCGAGGCAAAUGGAGGUUCGGCUUAAUGGCCAAAACUGGAAUUCUACACCAGUUUACUACUGCAGAAGCACUGUUUUGUACUCAAGAGCAGCAACAACCGAUUCCCAGUACUCAUUCUCCAUAAGGUCAGCAAAUCCUUCCGAUGAGGGGGCUGUCCUCAAUUCUUUCGAGGUCUACCAAGUCCUGCAGCUGACUGGCUAUAAAACUCAUCCUGAAGAUGCUAGUGCUCUUCAGGAUAUCAAAGGGUUCUAUAAUCUAAAGAAAAAUUGGAUGGGAGAUCCUUGUUUUCCUGUUUCUCCUUGGGAUGGUGUGACAUGUGAUAAUGCUUCCCCUCCACGAAUAGUGACUUUGGAUCUCUCCAACAGUGAGCUAAGUGGUUCAAUUGCUCCACAAAUUUCUAAACUGACAGAGCUGAGAAGAUUGAACUUGUCAAGGAACAACCUGAAGGGACCAGUGCCACCAUUUCUACGAGAGCUCCAGAAUGUGUUCAAUAUUGAUCUGUCAAGCAACGACCUCUCUGGACCGAUCCCUCCUGACUUGCAAGAAAGAAUUAAGAAUGGAGUACUUGUAUUAAGCCUUGAUGGCAAUCCUCAGAUUUGUCAUGAACAACACCAAUGUAACCAAAAAGGAAAGCGCAGGAAGAAUGUAAUUGUGAUUUCUGUUGUAGUAUCACUUGUCGUCACCACCCUAGUUCUUUUUUUGGUGAUCAGUGUGAUCAAGCGAAGAAAACAGGACAAGCUGGGAGUACGCGGUCCUCCACAAGACAAGGAAAUAGCAGACAAUCUUCCGCGACCAGAUGCAAACUUGCGAUCCACCAAAAGUGGCACUUUCAUUUACUCUGAAGUGGUGGAGAUGACGAAUAAUUUUGAGAAAGUUAUUGGUAGAGGAGGAUCUUGCACUGUCUUCUAUGGAUGCCUCAAAGAUGGACGUGAAGUCGCAGUUAAAAAAGUGUCUCCAAUACUUCUUGAACGAGGAACCAAGGAAUUUGCUGCCGAGGUUAGGAUGCUGAUGCAAGUUCACCAUAAACACUUAACUCCCUUUAUUGGGUAUUGUGCUGAUGAAAAGGAGAUGAUCCUAAUUUAUGAGUACAUGGCUAAUGGGAACCUUCAUAAACGACUUUCAGAUGAAACAGCUGAUGUGUUGAACUGGCAACAACGGUUGCACAUUGCCUUGGAUGCAGCAAUAGGCCUGGAAUACUUGCAUUCAGGAUGCACACCAGCAUUCAUUCAUAGGGAUGUAAAGUCAAGCAACAUUCUUAUCAAUGAGAACUUAGAAGCAAAGAUUUCAGAUUUUGGGCUAUCAAAAAGUGUUGUCUCCGAUGAGAUCACACAUAUUACAACCGCUGUUGCUGGCACAGCUGGAUACCUGGACCCUGAGUAUUUGUACACCAACAAAGUAACCGAGAAGAGUGACGUGUAUGGAUUUGGAGUUGUCCUGUUUGAGCUCAUUACUGGCCGACCUGCAAUAUCAACUAAUGUCAAGGGAGAAAGAGUACCAAUAGUUCAACUUGUUCUGCCGGAACUUAUGAGAGGGGACAUCAGAAGUAUUAUUGAUCCCAGACUACAAGGUCAAUAUGAUAUCAACUCCAUGUGGAAGGUUGCAGAGACGGCAAUGACAUGCACUCAAGAGAAGUCGGUCAUAAGGCCUAUCAUGACAGAGGUUGUGGCUGAGUUGAAAGAAGCCAUGGACAUCGAGACAUCUAGAGAGAGAACUAUAAGCGACAGAAAGUGGGGAAAAUCCACAUCACUAUCAUUUGGCAGAGAAUCAUUAAGUACUACUACCAUAUCGGACGCAGAUUCAUCCGUGUAUCCAUCUGCGAGGUAAAGACAGACGUCUGCAUUGGAGAUCCUUGUACCAAAAAAUCUCCACUGUUUUUCAUGUCAUACGUAAAUUUCUUAUGCUGUUGAUCGCGAUUGCCCAAUGUAUCAGUCGCUUUUACUGCAAUUAGCCAAUCAAAAAAUCGUAACUGACCUGGGAAUGUUAAUGCA